GUGAUUCAUAAAAAAAAAUUUUUUUCUUGAUAAAAGUCACGAUUUAAAAAGAAAAAUUUUGGUAAAAGCUCAAGUUUUUAAAAGGUUUAUAAAGAAUUUUAUAUAUAAUAUCAAAAUGUUACAAAAGGAUGAUAAAGAUCCCAUUAAAACCAUGAAAUUUCAAUUUGAAACUACGAUAUUUAAUAAAGAUAAUUCAGAUUUGGGAACCAUGAAUAAUCUUAAAGAAUUUAAUGGAUCUAUUGACGUAAAAAAUGAAAUAGAAGAAAAAGAUUGUCUUUGGAAUAAUACAGCUAUUAUUGUUUGUAUAGCGGUCGGUAUUGGUGCUAUAGCCAUUGCUGCCGUAGUAACGUUAGCAAUGAUUAUAACAGAUCAAGACCUUACGGCUGUUAUUAAGUGUCACAGUUUAAUCGGUACAAUCAGUUUAUCAAUUGGAUCACAUUUAUGGUCCAAGAAUAUUAAAGGUAAUAAGCUUAUAUUAGAAGAACUAGAAGAAGCGGAAAACCCGAAGAUCGUAUUGAAGAAACCAGAGCAAAAUCCAAAAUUCACAUUGAAGAAACCAAGGUUCGUAUUAAAGAAAUCAAAAUUCGUAUUGAAGAAACCGGAGAAACCGAAGUUCGUAUUAAAGCAACAAAAGUUCGUCAGAAGAUUGUAUUGAAAUUAUAAAACUUAUAUUGGAAUGGUAGAAAC
This is a messenger RNA of Rhizophagus irregularis DAOM 181602=DAOM 197198, 687 nucleotides long. RefSeq lists its product as uncharacterized. Lineage: Eukaryota; Fungi; Glomeromycota; Glomeromycetes; Glomerales; Glomeraceae. The record is from RefSeq and is a predicted model, not a curated record.